This is a messenger RNA of Linum tenue, 693 nucleotides long. The record is from the annotation of a GenBank genome assembly. Lineage: Eukaryota; Viridiplantae; Streptophyta; Magnoliopsida; Malpighiales; Linaceae.
GGGGCAAAGGCGACGGUGAUCACAUUCACAAACAACUGCCCCACCACAAUCUGGCCGGGGCUCCUCACCGGCGCCGGCUCCCCACUCUCCACAACCGGCUUCGAGCUGGCCGCCCAAGCCACCGCCAAGGUCGCCAUCCCUCCGCCCUUCAGCGGCCGGUUCUGGGCCCGAACCGAGUGCUACUGGAACUCCACGGGCCAGUUCAACUGCCCCACCGGCGACUGCGGGACCGGCCAGGUGUCGUGCAACGGCGCCGGCGGCAACCCGCCCGUAUCCCUCGUGGAGUUCACUCUAGCAGCCGACCCCACAACGGGAAACGACUUCUACGACGUCUCCCUCGUCGACGGGUUCAACCUCCCGGUCUCCGUGGCCCCCAGCGGUGGGACGGGGAGGAACUGCACCACGUCCAGCUGUCACGGAAACGUGAACGCCGUCUGCCCAGCUGAGCUGGCGGUCAAGGGCGCUGACGGGUCGGUUAUCGCCUGCAUGAGCGCGUGCGACGCGUUUCAUCUGCCGCAGUACUGCUGCACGGGGAUCUACGCCAGCCCCGCCACGUGCCGGCCGUCGACCUACUCCGAGAUUUUCAAGGGGCAGUGCCCGCAGGCGUACAGUUACGCUUACGAUGACACGACUAGCACGUUUUCUUGCGGCGGCGGAGCUAAUUACGCCAUCGUUUUCUGUCCCUCGAAUUAA